AAAAUAAGGCGCUUCUUCAGAAUGAACUACCACCGGAAGUAUAUUCUACAGCUUCCGUUGAAAAUACAAACUAUGCAGCGCCGCGGUUGUCAUUCACUUUAGCGUGCCUGAACAGUCAGAUAAAGUCAUGUUGACCCCGCCGAAGGAGGGGAUGCCCAGUAUGAUUGACAGGGCGCUGAGGAUGAGGAGGGAGGAGCAGGCUCGUCAAGUGGUUCUCGCCUGGGCUGUCCUCAACAUGUCCCUGGCUGGCAUGAUUUACACUGAAAUGUCAGGGAAAUUGCUGAGUCGAUACUACAACAUCACCUACUGGCCUAUCUGGUACAUCGAACUGGUGCUAGCGUCCCUCUUUAGCCUCAAUGCUCUUUUUGACUUCUGGAAAUAUUUCAAAUACACAAUGGCUCCAUCCAGCAUUGCUGUAUCCCCUAUGCAGCAUCAACUUCUGGGUCUGAGAAACACAAGUAUUCAGGCCUCUCCACCCCAGAAGCCAGAGAAGAAGGAGACCCCACUUCCUGCACAGUCGUCUCCACUGCAGGGUCAGAGCGUGCUGAGUUUCAGUCCCUCUCGGCCAGCCACCACCAGCCCCAAGUUCUCCCCCAGCUGUGUGCCCGGGUACAGCCCUCCUCUCAGCAAUCCAUCCACUCCAAGCAGUGCAGGAGGGCCCUUUUCCCCCUCCGUGGCCUUUGGAAAGGUGUUGAACUACAGUCCCUCCCCUGGCUCCUCUCCCUACCCGAGCAGCAUCGGGCCAGCAGAAGGCUCCAGCUUGAGGGCUCGAUACCGCACUUCCCCCUCUGUGUUUAACUCCCCAGGAAGCAAGGAAGACUACAUGGAAGAUCUGAAAAGCCUGGAGAGGUUCCUCCGCACUGAGGAGGAGAGGAGUCACCGCAGCCAACUAGGGAGUCCAGAGGCUGUGUCUCCAAGCCACAGUCCAACAUUUUGGAACUACAACCGCUCAGUGGGGGAUUACGCCCAAAGUCUAAGGAAAUUCCUGUACCAGCCUGCCUGCCGCUCUCAGGCCCCGUCUGCCCACAAGGAUGAGACUGACCUGGGCUCCAAACAGGCUGCAGAGGAGGUGUGGGCCAGAAUCACAACCAGUCGCCCUGUAGUGGAUCGCAUCGAUAGCUGGACAGCCAAGCUCAGGAAUUGGAUCAGUGACACCAUCUUGGUCCCCCUGGUCAAGGAAAUAGACUCUGUCAACAGCCAGCUCAGGAGGAUGGGCUGCCCUGAACUCCAGAUAGGAGAGGCCAGCAUCAGCAGCUUGAAACAGGCAGCGGUGAUGAAAGCCUCGUCCAUCCCCACGAUGAACUCUAUCGUCCAGUACCUGGACAUCACUCCCAACCAGGAAUAUGUAGUAGAUCGCGUAAAGGAGCUGGCCCACAGUGGCUGCAUGAGCUCCUUUCGCUGGAACGGUGGUGGUGAUCUGAAGAACAGAAAAUGGGACACAGACCUCCCUACUGACUGUGCUAUCCUCAUGCAUGUGUUUUGUACAUACUUGGACUCCAGACUGCCCCCGCACCCCAAGUACCCAGACGGGAAGACUUUCACUUCACAGCACUUCAGCCACACCCCAGACAAACCUGAUGUGACCAAGGAGAACCUCUUCUGCAUCCACCAGAGCAGCACCACCCCCCCUCACUACCAGCUCAUCUAUCAGGGACACAUCUACAGUCUACCUAAGGGCAGGAACAACCUGUUCCACACAAUCCUCAUGUUCCUGUAUGUCAUUAAGACUAAGGAGUCAGGGAUGCUGGGGAGAGUAAAUCUUGGCCUCUCGGGUGUGAACAUCCUGUGGAUAUUCGAAAACUGAUGCAUCAUAGUUUACAAGGAAC
Molecule: messenger RNA, 1826 nt
Organism: Thunnus maccoyii (southern bluefin tuna)
Lineage: Eukaryota; Metazoa; Chordata; Actinopteri; Scombriformes; Scombridae
Gene: tmem209
Product: transmembrane protein 209
Exons: 15
Coding region: 128-1804 (558 amino acids)
Cellular component (GO): membrane
Source: RefSeq, a predicted model, not a curated record